Molecule: messenger RNA, 1080 nt
Organism: Linum trigynum
Lineage: Eukaryota; Viridiplantae; Streptophyta; Magnoliopsida; Malpighiales; Linaceae
Source: the annotation of a GenBank genome assembly
AUGCACGAUAAACUUCGGCGAACGAAAGCUGAGCAUUUCAAGGAUUUUCCAAUAGGAAACUGUUGUACUUGCCUUUCAGCACCAUCAUCAUUCGAUGACCAGUUCUCCCCUGUACGACCAAGUUCUGAAUCCAGAAUCAGGUACAACACUUUGAGUGAGCAUACCCAGAGACUCGAAGCCUAUUCCUGUGGGACUGAAAUUGCAGGUAUUGGUGUCACCAACGAAGGUGACACUGCUUUUCUCAGCUCUGACCUUUUCCAUGGCUUUUUAGCCAUUGGAACUCUUGGUUCAGAACAAAUCACCGGCAGCCCUGCAACACCGACAUUUCCCGCAUCUUUGGAGGAGGAUAACCUUGCAGAAGAAAAUUUAGAAGUGACAGAGAACGACCUGAAUCUCAUAAGAGAUGAGCUAGAAAAAUUUCUAGAGGCUGAGGCAGAAGAAGUACAAGGCACUGAUGAUGCAUUGGCUAGAAGCAGUUAUGUUAGCAUUAUCACACUCAAUGGCAUGCAAGUAGAGGAAGCUGGAGGCCAUGAAAAGUCAAUAGUAAGUCCUCUCCAAGGUUAUCUAUUUGGGUCGUCCAUUGAAUUGCCAGAAACAAGAGCAGAAAAAAAGAAGGAAAAGUUAUCACUUGGAGAGAUCUUCCGCAGGACGAAACUUACUGAUGACGACACUCCAAUUGAGAUGCCUCCCAAGCAAGACAAAAAAUCUGUCAAACUCCUGCUCAAAAAGAUACUGAAGAAGCUUCAUGCUCCUCCAGGAAAGAAAACUUCUCAGGAUGAUGCUGACAAAACUAUCCCCACCAAGAAAAAUACUAACAAGGUGCUUAACAUGUUCUGUCGAAAAGUGCACCCUGAGGACUCUACGGAUGCAAAACACUCAACCACAUCCUGGGUGGAGCGACUAAAGGCCAGGCAUGACACUACCCUGAAGUGCAGUUCAAUUCAAAAGACCGCCAAUUACGAGAACGGCUUGAAAGAGCCCCAGUUUGGUCUCAGUAGCAGCCAGUCUAGCGGAAAUACAGAGCACUGGAUUAGAACUGAUGCUGACUACUUGGUGCUGGAGCUUGAGCAAAGGAACUAA